CGGCGGCGCGGGGUCCCGGGAACACCUGCCCCGCCUUGCGGAGCCGCCUCGGCCUGCGAGCCCCCUCCGGGUCUGGAGCCGCGGCCCCACCUCCCGAUCUUUUUAUCACGGCACCUCCUCCUGAGAGCCCGCCUUGAUUGCCUUCACCUCCUUUCCUGGAGACUUAGUGUCUCAGCAGAAGUUAAGUGGAGCCUUGUGCAAACGCCCUAGGGGUGUGCUGUUGGAAGGGGCACAGCCCUGGUGAUGCGGAAUUCUACACUCAGAUUCAUCAGUUUGAGUUGCCUGAGGCCCUGCAGCCCCGGGGACCAUGUUUAACGGGGAGCCAAGUCCAGUCACAGCCGGCACCUCCAGGAAUGUGGUUCGGAGCUCUAGCAUUAGCGGUGAAAUCUGUGGAUCCCAGCAAACUGGUUGUGGGACCGGUACCACCACCGCCAAGAAGCGACGUAGCAGCCUGGGCGCCAAGAUGGUGGCCAUCGUGGGCCUGACUCAGUGGAGCAAGAGCACACUCCAGCUUCCUCAACCUGAAGGGGCCACCAAGAAGCUGCGGAGUAACAUCCGAAGAAGCACGGAGACAGGCAUUGCAGUGGAGAUGCGGAGUCGAGUCACACGCCAGGGCAGCCGGGAAUCCACAGAUGGGAGCACAAACAGCAACAGCUCCGACGGCACGUUCAUCUUCCCUACCACCCGGCUCGGAGCUGAAAGCCAGUUCAGUGAUUUCCUGGAUGGGCUGGGACCAGCCCAGAUUGUGGGGAGACAGACGCUGGCAACACCCCCCAUGGGAGAUGUGCACGUUGCCAUCAUGGACCGGGGUGGCCAGCUGGAGGUGGAAGUGAUUGAAGCUCGGGGCCUGACUCCGAAGCCAGGCUCCAAAUCCCUCCCAGCCACCUACAUUAAGGCUUACCUGCUGGAAAAUGGAGCCUGUUUGGCGAAGAAGAAGACAAAGGUGGCCAAGAAGACCUGUGACCCCCUGUACCAGCAGGCUCUGCUCUUUGAAGAGGGGCCCCAGGGCAAGGUGCUGCAGGUGAUUGUCUGGGGAGACUACGGCCGCAUGGACCACAAGUGCUUCAUGGGCAUGGCCCAGAUCAUGCUGGAUGAGCUGGACCUGAGUGCUGCGGUCACCGGCUGGUACAAACUCUUCCCCACCUCCUCUGUGGCAGACUCCACGCUCGGAUCCCUUACCAGGCGCCUAUCCCAGUCCUCCCUGGAGAGUGCCACCAGCCCCUCAUGCUCCUAAGGACCUCACUCAGGACAAGAGGCUGGGUGGAGGUGUGGGAAGGGGGCCUGCUGGCCUUCACCUCCCCGCUGUACAUAGUCUCUGUGUCUCUCCGGACCCUUCACCCUGCUGCAUGUCUGUUGGCUACUGGGCUUGUCCCAGCUGGCAGUGGAGCCUGUAGUCUGUGUGUGCGUGCGUGUGUGGUUUGUGUCUGUGUCUGUGUGUGUAUGUGUGACCACAUGUGUGUGCCCACAUUAUAUCUGUUCAUUUGUCUGGGCACAGUCAGCCCUGGUGAACACAUGUCUCUUUGUAUCACACUGGAAAGAGGAGUGUUGUGUGGACACAACUCACUCCCAGGAGUUUCCAGGGGUGGAAGUGGGAGAUGGGGCCACUGGUCGGUUGAUCCUGCCUGGUCCCCUGCCUGGGGCAGAGCCCCACCUGUGCCUCCUCUUGGUGGUCUUGACUUGGUUUUUUUGUCUUGUCUUUUGUGUCACCCUUUGCCUCUCCCAGCAUUGCUGCUCUUUUUGAGGAAUGUAGCAUCCACUGCAGCUGGCCACAACUAUGCCCCUCUGGGAGCCCCCACACCCCCAUUCCAGCUGCUCUGGCAGCUCUCCCACUGAACACGUCUUGCAGCAUGUAGCAGCCAUCUAGCACCCUGGCCAGGGACCUAGGGGAGGCAGAGGACGCCCGGGGAGCAGAGGGCUUUGAGAUGGCUUUCUCCUUGGGUUAGACAUGCCUCCUUCCUAUAGGUAAGCACAAGGAGGUCUCAGUUCCCAGGGGUAUUGGCCAGAUACCCCAGCAGAAAGGGCCAGGUGCUCCCUUAGCCUUUGUUUGUCACCUCCUUUCUCCCUUCCAGCCUCCUCUCCUCUGACAUGCCAAAGGAGCUCUCCUGGUGGACCCAGGAGGUCUAAGGAGAUGUCACCUGGCAAAGCAGACAGCCUUCCUUAGACCCCGAGAGUAGCCGAUCUCUCUCUGGGCUCCUCCUUAGGGUGCAUGGCUUGGUAGGAGGUACUGAGGGUAGGGCUGUUUGGUAGAAUAGGAGGGCUGAGACUGACUGUUGAGAAUUCUGCCUGACCUUUGGGAAUUAGCUGCAUGAAACUGUUCAUUGGGAGCUCUUAUUUUUUGCUCAUUUCCAGACCAGGGUCACCGUCUGGAGUUCAGACACACUUGGGCUUCAGCCUCCUGGCUCCGUGAGCAGCCUGGCUCUGGACUCUGGUCUGCCACAGUCACCAGCUCUGUAUAAGCAAUAUUUCCCCUCUCAGCUUCCUUGCCUUCUCAUGCGCUCCCACUGCCCUCUGGGAAAUGGCCUGCUCUGGGUACACCAACUGUCGCUGCUUUAUUUCCUACCCUUGCCUGAGGCUUCUCUCAGCCACUCAGACACUGAGUUGAUUGCUAGGCCAUGUUGUGAGAACCAGGGCCUGGGCUGGACCCUGGGAGAUAUCUGGUGGGAGCCCUGAAGUCUGGCUCAGGAAUGCCACAUCUGUUCUUCUCCCUCCUCAGCUCUAGAGGGCGAAAGGCUGCCCAGGGGAUGGACAGAGCAGCCCUGGGUUCAAGGCUUUGUACGGAGGAAGCAGGCAGCAGGAGGGGCCAAGAUAUGGGGAAGGCUGACUUUCAGCUUCUUUUACAGCCACUGUGCCCAAGUACUGUGUACCUCCUGUCCAUGCCGUGGCUGGAGAGAGCUACUGAGGUAGCAGUGGAGGGGCCUCAGACCCAGCGCUGAGCUUUCAUUUGUACUAAAGCUGGAGGGGAAAGGCCAUCUCAGUCCAAAGGGCUUCCUUGUCUGGCAAGAUCCUCCCUGAGUGGAAGCCAGAGUCCUGUGACCUACCUCGCAAGGGAGGGAGGGAAAGAAGCCAGGAUCCAUUGGUUUUACACACCACAAAAGUAGAUAAGGGCAGAAGGAAAUGCACAGUUCUGUCUCUGAGCUGAGCCUGGAUUCUUGCAUUUUUGGAGAGAGCCACAAUAUGCAUGGAGGAGGGUGAGGAGGUGGCCAGCCAGUUUCUUCUUUGGGCAAAAGUGCUCUCCCCGCUUCUACUGGGAAAUGUAUAUGUUUCUUAUGUUGCUAAGAGUAGGGUAGAGGGCUCUAAAUGCUUUAACCCUAGUGGGAGAAAUACAGUACAGGGAGGAAUCACUUGCAAAAGGGUGUUUUUCCUCCCCUGUUUGUGGUGUGUUUACCUCUAGGGCAGUUGCCUUCUGGAUGGUCUGAAAAUAUACCUGGAGUGGGGGGAGUGCCAGUGAUCCACAGAUAGCACAGACCUGCUCAUGUGGCACUCAGUCACCCUCAGGAAAUGGGGCUGUCAGCACUCACAUGCCCCUAAGGGUCCAGGAAGGCCCUGGGAGAAGGUGGGAGCUUCCAGCAGGAAGGCUGUCCUGUGUCGCCCUGGGCCAUGGUGUCCUUGUGCCUGGGGUCAGCAGAAGGAAAGUUCUAGGCAGGCGAAGGGCCUGAUGUGCCGGAAACUCAGGCAGCCCUGCCUCUAGUCCCCAGCUGUGAAACAUGCCUGGGAGUUGGGCCACUUGGCUGGUCCACCUCUUAAUGGACAGUAAUUCCCUACAAAUUGGCCUUGGGAAGUUAUUCUUUUUAACUCUUUGCACCAAAUAAGUUACUAGUGUAGAAUCCCUUACCCCGCUGCCACCACCAAGGGUGAGGUUGUGUGAGGCUGCCCUGUGUAUAUGAGAGAGUGUGGCUGGAUUCAAGGGUCUGUUCUCAGCAUCCUGGAUACAGGGCUUGCUGAGAAGUCACUCUGGAGCUAACCUGUCCCAGAAGAGGGAGGUGUACAAGUUGACUCUGGCCUCCUCUGGGCUGGGAGGGGGUGGUGGGAAGGAAGGAACAUGAUCCUUCUGAGCUUCCCUACCAUAGGACUAAGUUAGAUGCCCCUUACCCCAGAUGAAAGCUAGCUAUGGUGGCAGCACAGGGCUCUUUGUCAUGCCAUCUCCUCUGGGCAGGCAGGAUCCAUUAGUGAUGUAGCAGAGACAGAAGUGGCCCUACAGUGAUGCUGGACUGUGGGCGGGGACAGUGAUGGAUGAUUCAGAGCAUCUGUCUUCACAUUUCUGCUCAGCUCAUUCUGUCCCACUUCCCUCAUAGACUCCUUCCCUACAGGGAAGUCUGCAGUGGGCCCUUAGUAUGCAGAAGGCUACACUAAAUGGGUCAAGUCUUGGUUUGACAAGGGGGAUUUGAACCCUCUUUGAAAGUACUCCCCAUCCAGUCUCUCUGCCACCCAUUUCCACUAGGUAAGGAGCACAUGCGAGGCUCUUGGGAUCCCACAGGCCCUCUGCAAUGCCAGCAUUUCAUGGGGCCCGAGACAGGAUGGAGGAGAGCUCCAGAGAGAGGGCCCUGGAUCGCUCCUCACUCUUGGAGCACUGCCGGCCAGAACACUGAGGUAAAGCCAGCUCUUCCAGGGGCUUGACUCCCACCAGGAAAAUGUGAUUGAGCUCUUCUUUACUGCCAGCCUUGAGAGCAAAAGCCUCUAUUUUUAAAGACAGGAGAGCCUCAAGGGCACUUCUUUGGAAAUGAAAUGUAGCACAAGCCCAGACUGCAUUACCAGGAGCUCUGACAUGCAUCCUGGGGCCUCCACUCCAGGCCCUGCUGCCCAGAGGGUGCCAAGCUCCUCUUCCCCUGGGGCUCUAGAGCUCCUAAUACCUCACAUUCCCCUUUACCCUUGGCUCAGAAAGCAGCAGGACCUUAAGAAGGCUGCUCUUCUGUGUUUCUCUGAUUGCUUCCAGCACUGUGCAAACUCUGGGCAAGAAACUGCUGCCUUUGCCUGAUGUUGUAAAUGAGUUGCUCUCCACCUGGGUGGGGAAAGGUGGCACUUUGUCCAGGGCCAUAAGGUUGUCUGGCAGUAUUUCUGCAGUGGCUGCCAGGAGGUGGAAAAGAGGCCUGCUUCCCUGCCUCGUUUCUUUCUCUUCCUCUCCUCACAGUUGUCUUCUCCAAUGUCCUGACAUAUACAGAGGUUUUUUAAAAUGCUGCUCCCACUACUGGAUUGUCUUUUGUUGGAUGAUCAGGGAGGAGAUGAAAAUGUAGAUCAUCCCCUGCCUUCUCCCUCCAGUCUGCUUCUCAUCCACAUCAGAGAAGACUGGGACAACGCAAAACAAUCACCUUGGAAGAGGAGGGGAGCCCCAUACAAUCAGAAGCAGCCUGACGGUGGUGGAAUUGGCCUGGUGUGGCUCAGAAAGGGUUAUUUUGAAAGAGUGCCUGAGCAUCUCAGAGCAAUGUCAGUGAUGCCAAAGAGAGCGACUUGGCCUCCUUGGGCACCAACUCUGGUGGUGGAGCUGCAUAAAUGCAGCUCAGAUGUUGGGAAGCCCAAGGGUGGAACCUUGUUCUCUGAUAAAGGGCUUAAUCUUUCCAUGUAGCAAAGCAACCCCCACCCCCACCCUCAACCCAAGCUUGAGGUUCUGCAGGCCCAGCAUGGCUGUGCUUGUGCAGGAAGCCACAUGAGUGAAAAAACUUGCAUUGUCCCAGGGGCCUAGACUAGCUUGAGAAGGUGCUCUUUGAGAAGCAUGAGUGCUAAUGCUUUGGAGAAAACUUCCAGGGCUGUGGCUGAAAACCUGGCCAGUACGGAUAGGGCCUUGGAUCUCCCAAGAAGUUCACAUUGAUGCCAGGAAGGGUCCCUUGGAAUUGGAUUUUUCCAGACUACCUGGAUAACAGAAAAGGGACCUGGGAAUUUCAGGGGCAGCUGAGCAUCUGUCUCCUUAGCCAAUGACCUGGACAGGGAUGGCUGCUCUAUACCAUUUUGCCAGAAACCGUCAUCUUCUACAAUACUGCUCACUUCUCUGGGCCUCAGCUUUCUUAUCUGCAAAAUCUGAGCAUUAGCUAGUUGUCCAUGGUUCCCUCUAGAACCUUUGGAAGUCUGAUCUGGAGCUGCUGAGAGUUGUGAGCUGGGUGCACCCGGCACAUAGUUCCAAAGGCAGAUUUCAUCCCGCCCCUGGUACCCAAGCUAGGCCUAGGUCCUCAUCUGGUCUACGCCCAGAUGCUGCCUCAACAACUCUGGGAAUCUUAACAGACUCUGCUUUCACCUCUUCAUAGAUUUUUCUCCCUCCUUUGCUCUUGCAUCACCAUGAGAAAUAAUUAAGGGUUGUCUACAAUGGACAAUUUUCAAGGUGCUGAUGUGUCACAACCUCAGUUGUGUCCCCAACAGCAGAUGAGGCUUGGUUGUUCCUCAUUUCUACUUCGACAUGACAGCAAUGGGAAGAGUUGAAGAUCCGAGAAUUUUAAAGGAAAUGCUUUCAGAUGGGAGGAGAGAGGGAACUGAUUUCCCAUCCAAGUAUUUUGCUUUUUAAAACCACUCUUUCCUCCAAAAUGUCUUUUACCAGACAUCAUCUCAGAAAGCAGUGGCUGCUUCCUUAAGGAAAGCAGGCCUGAGAGUUCUGUCAACUCCUUUAGUAUGUAAACUCACAGAAGGCAGGAACCCCUUUUUUUAGACUUUCCAAAAGCAUCCUGCAAAAAGAGAGAUAGCAGUUAGGGACUGACAAGCACACUGUUUAGAUAAGAAGCAAUUAGCCUUUUAUAUCUGUGCUCUGAAUUUUCUAUGUGCAGCAUCUUUCCAAACUCUGAUUCCUGGGUGGCAGGUGAACAGCUGGGAGGGACUGCCGGCUGUUUUACACAAUGUUCUUGCCAAUUCCCUUAAGGAGAAAAGUCUUCACAUGGCUUCUGCAUGUACAGUAUUUGGGCAGCAAAAAAUGAUUAAAGUCCAUUUGAAAUUAGU
Molecule: messenger RNA, 6909 nt
Organism: Chinchilla lanigera (long-tailed chinchilla)
Lineage: Eukaryota; Metazoa; Chordata; Mammalia; Rodentia; Chinchillidae
Gene: Rims3
Product: regulating synaptic membrane exocytosis 3
Exons: 8
Coding region: 308-1234 (308 amino acids)
Biological process (GO): calcium ion-regulated exocytosis of neurotransmitter; positive regulation of synaptic transmission; regulation of synaptic plasticity
Cellular component (GO): presynaptic membrane; cytoskeleton of presynaptic active zone
Molecular function (GO): small GTPase binding; transmembrane transporter binding
Source: RefSeq, a predicted model, not a curated record